Molecule: messenger RNA, 1184 nt
Organism: Galendromus occidentalis (western predatory mite)
Lineage: Eukaryota; Metazoa; Arthropoda; Arachnida; Mesostigmata; Phytoseiidae
Product: interferon-inducible double-stranded RNA-dependent protein kinase activator A homolog
Exons: 4
Coding region: 35-757 (240 amino acids)
Biological process (GO): siRNA processing; regulation of regulatory ncRNA processing
Cellular component (GO): RISC-loading complex; cytoplasm; RISC complex
Molecular function (GO): double-stranded RNA binding; siRNA binding
Source: RefSeq, a predicted model, not a curated record
CAUCGUGUUCCAGUUGUGCUCACACGCAAGAAAGAUGCCCAGAACAGAUCGCGGAAUCAGCGAUCUCAGUGAAGAUGGCGAGGCCUGGGAAGAACUCAGUGUAUCUGAGACAACGGAGGAAGCGAUUUCAGCUGCGGGUCAGGAUUCUGUCGCGGAAGCCGCUUCAGUUGUGGGUGCCACGGAGCCCGCCGCAGCGAGCCCCAACCCGAUCGGAGAACUACAGGAGCUCUGCGUUCAGCGUCAUUGGGCGCUGCCGGAGUAUAAGGAGGAGUUCAGAACCGGCCCCCCUCACGUCUCGACGUUCGUCAUGACUUGCGCGGUGCAAAAUUUGUCGUCCUCAGGAUCUGCCACGACAAAGAAAAGUGCGAAAAAAGCCGCAGCCGCCGCCAUGCUGGCCAAAGUGAGCGCAAAUGACUCCUUGACUGACUUGCAAGACGGUGACGUCAAUCUCUCAAGAAUUCAGGAUCCGACAAUCAGAGAUCUGGAAAAUUCCCUGAAUCAUCUGAAGCUCAUGGCUGGCGGUCCUGAAUCGGAAUCAACGACAGCGCAUGAAAUUGAGGCUCACUUGAAUGUUCUAGCGCAGAAGUUCAAUGUCACUCUAAAUUCAUGCGCCGGGAGCGAUAUCGACGGACGGUCCGUAUGGAUCUGCGAGCUCAAUAGCGUUCCGAUCAUCGGAAUCGGGAAGAAUCCUCAACUCGCGAGGAUCGAUGCGGCGAGGAACGUGGAACACCGACUGCGAUUGAAUAUGUUGAGCUAGAAGGCAUCGAUGUCUAUCCACAACGACAUCCUUCCUACAUGCACUCCGGCCAAAUGACUUCAUUUCUCACCUCAAGAUACGAAUAUUAUAUCACAAUCUUUACUGCCUCGAUGGGCUAAACGCAGAGUGGCUUGAGGACGAUAACGGGAGAUUUCACGACAUACGCUUGAGCCAAACGAGUGUCGUGAACUGUUCAGUUUCGGAUUCUCGACUCUAUGCAUUUGUUUUGCUUAGAUGCAAAAGCUUGUGUAAGCUCGCAUGUUUUUCUGGUUUUGAUGAUUAUAUAUGCGAGCUCACACGGAUUUUUCUAGAAAACAAAUGGACUUCGAUUUUUCGGGCGAAUAUAUUGCAUACGAAAAUUAUCUUAUGAAAAAUGCCGGAAUAAAUUUUGUUUCUCCUCUGUGUAUUCAGAGAUGAACGAAAACAU